AUGGCAACGUUAGAUGAGCGCUACUUGGACGGACCGAACGUUGGAUAUUGUUCUUCGUCCGAUGAGGAUGAACCAGAGCCAUCAGCACCAUCAAAGGGACCAUCGGACCCAAGGAAUGCGCCACAAACCGGUCCCAAGGGAGUUUUGACCGACUAUCGGGAUGCUCAACAUGCUAUGAAGUAUAAGCAAUUGCUACAGGAGAAAAAAGUGAGAUUUUAGAUUGAAAUUUUGGUAUUUUAGGUGUUGAUGAAGUAUGGUGAUGUUUCUGAGCUUUAUGAUAAAAUCCUCGGGUUGCCAUGGUCAAUAUAGAGAAAAGAGAACAUUCUAAUUAAUUUUGUAUUGAUUUUAAUGGAGUUUCAUGAUAUUAGCAGCUUUUACGCGAGUUUUAAACAUAAAAAGGAAAAAUUUUCUUUUUGAAGGCUAAAACAAUAUAAAUCGAACUAAAACUCAAAUUAAAUCAAACACCUUAAUUUAAAAAUUACAAAAAAUAUUAUCUUCUAUAUCUACAGUAUUUUUUUAGUUACUGAAAGAAGCGGAAAGAUUUUCAUUGUCUGGAAAGAAGGAAGAAUCCGACGAUGAUGAGGAUGCGUUGGAAGCUAUCAGGCAAAAGCGUCUAGAACACUUGAAAAACAUGAAUCGAACUCGAAUUGUAGAGUUACCUAACAAAGAUGAGUUCCUUAACGUUAUCGAAAGCACAAAAGAAAUGGGAGACGUCGUGAUUCACAUCUAUCGUGACGGUCUUGAAGCUACACAGACACUCAAUGAAUCUUUGUUGGACUUGGCUUCUCAGACCAAAAAUACGCGGUACUACAAGGUCAGGGCGAGUGUUUUGGAUCUGACUAAACAGUUUGUAAGUUAUCUUGAUGAAUUUAAGAGAAUAGAAGCACAAUUGCAAUAAAUAAAUAAAAGAAAACGAAUGAUCUACUAUAAUAUAAUUUUAGAAGGAAACAGCUCUGCCAACCUUGCAAAUCUACUCAAAGGAACGAUUGGUUGGUAAUUUUGUACGAAUUACUGACCAGCUGUCGGAAGAUUUUGACGUUCGUGACCUGAAAAACCUCAUACUUGAACACCAAGUGUCGCUUCAAUUCAAAUGA
Messenger RNA from Bursaphelenchus okinawaensis, 1094 nucleotides. Lineage: Eukaryota; Metazoa; Nematoda; Chromadorea; Rhabditida; Aphelenchoididae. The record is from the annotation of a GenBank genome assembly.